Molecule: messenger RNA, 994 nt
Organism: Haliotis rubra (blacklip abalone)
Lineage: Eukaryota; Metazoa; Mollusca; Gastropoda; Lepetellida; Haliotidae
Exons: 7
Source: RefSeq, a predicted model, not a curated record
CAGAUACUAAUGUGGGAGUGUCUCAAGUCCAGUAUAUAAUUCAGCACUGUACUUAUGAAGAAGAACGUGUAUCUUUGUCGAGAGACGGUUAGAGUCAUGGGGUUUUUGUUCCUGUUCGUGAUUUUCUCUUUGGUUUCAGAUAAUGAUGGGACGUUCGAUGUGACCGCUCUUUCCAAGCAAGUCAACUGCGCUGAUCAACAGUCUAUGCUCGUAUCUUCACAGAAGUGUAUUGAUGCGUACAAUAUCCCCUUCAAAAUGACUUCCUAUUUGUAUAAUGUGAUAACCCCGGCAUUUUUAGCUGAUAUGUGUAGGAAUCUUGACACUUACCAGAAAGCGCAAGUAUGUAUAAAAAACCUAUACUCUAAAUGUAACCAGACCCCGUCGCUACCUGUAGCGACUAUCAAGAAGAUACAAGGAUAUGUCUGCGCCAACUUGGACAAAUUCAACACAACCUGCAUGUUCGAAAUGGUGUUUAAAAUGGGUGACUGCAGCUCUACCGCCAAAUACUUGACUACCAGCGAUCAUGUUAACCACACCGUUUCAGCGUUUAACCACAAGGCAACUUGCAUGUCAGAAAAGGUGUCAUCGAUCUGUGUCGACAAGUACUUGUCAGCAUGUGGCGAGGUCGUACUCCACACCUACAAAGCAUUCCUGCCAAACAACACAGAAUGCCUAACACCCAACAGCCUAGACACACCCGCCGUGGACUGUUCCACCACUGAAGACAUCCGAAAGAGCUACCAUCAAUGCUUUAUCUACAACGGGAUACUGCUCCAAUUCCCGGAAAACUUAACCAGUGAAGACACUAACCAGCACAUUAUGCACGCUAUUACAAUGGAUGACAAUUUGUGCAGUAAUCUGAAGGACUACCAGCAGGCAGUCAACUGUACUCUGCAGGUACAGAAGCAAUGCAGUGAUGACGUGAUGAAACCCACGGUGGCUGACUCUCAGACAGUGCAAGACAGCUUGGCCAAACUCUGUGGUCAUAUCGGGG